UUUGGAAAGAGCUUUUAGUGUUAAAGUUUUAUACCAAGUUGGUGACUGCGAAAAUUUUCGAGGAACAAGCACAGGGUGUUUGAAGGAUUGAUAUUGGUAUCAAGAAAUUUCAAUUUCAAUAUGUGAGCAACCUGAAACUAGUUUACUACAACACAUAUGGCAGCACGAAAACACGACUUUAUUUUUAGUGGCACCACUGACAGCUUCGAAGAAUUGUUUAUAUCAGCGUUUGCACAUGAUUAAAUUUAAUAUUUGAGAAAAAAUGGAAAUUUUAUUAGCAAAUGUUAGUAAUAUAGACUUUAAAAUAGAGAAAGAUUUGGUGGAGCAGAUAGGAGCUGUUGCAUUACCAUUUUUUGGAAUGGACAAAUCGAUGGCUGCAGUUUGCCAAUUCGUGAGUUCCCAGAAUGGUUUAGAGUGUGAUAAGGGCUCAUCAUGUCCGUUUCGCCAUAUAAGAGGAGACAGAACUAUUGUUUGUAAGCAUUGGCUACGAGGGCUUUGUAAAAAAGGAGACCAGUGCGAGUUUUUACAUGAAUAUGACAUGAAAAAAAUGCCGGAAUGUUACUUCUAUUCACGUUUUAAUGCCUGCCACAAUAAAGAAUGUCCGUUUUUACAUAUCGAUCCUGAAAGUAAAGUAAAAGAUUGUCCUUGGUAUGACAGAGGUUUUUGCAGACAUGGACCCCAUUGCCGACAUCGACACGUGCGUCGCGUACUUUGUAGCAAUUACUUAGCAGGAUUUUGCCCUAAUGGCUGGAAUUGUAAAUUUAUGCAUCCCCGUUUUGAAUUGCCACCAAUCUCCGACUUGACAAAAGAAAUGUUGCUGAAGAAAGUGCCUACGUGCCAUUUUUGUGGAGAAUUGGGUCACAAAGCUUCGGCAUGUAAAAAGAAUCCCGAUGCUAAUGAAAAUAAUGAAAGUCGAUUUAAAUUUGGUGGAUUCCAAAAGCUUAACCAAAAUUACAGUUUUAAAGAGAGUCCUGAUGGUAAAAAUACAGAACAUGUGUCAUCAAGCAAUAACUUUUCUAAGGUACCGAAGCCAUUAGAUGAAAUAACUUGCUAUAAAUGUGGAAAUAAAGGACAUUACGCAAAUAAAUGCCCAAAGGGUCACUUAGCGUUCUUGUCAAAUCAGAGAAGUCAUAAAUGAAUAACAAAGUUAUGGACUUACUAAUAUGUUUAUUCAGAUGUAACUAGGCUAAGAUGUGUUUAAUGCUAAUACAAAAUCAAUACUAAUUUUUUAACUCAUUGUGAAUACAACCCUACGUGAUGUAACUUUAAUUUACCGCAACAACGAAAACUGGAAGUUUUAAAUUGUGAUAGUAAAAAAAAUGUUAAUUACUUCUAUCAUUUGGCUGAAAAAUACCAUUCGGAAGGGAUACCCCGGUUAAAAACUCAAAUUGCUCAUUUUUAUUUACUACGAAAGGCAAACUUUAUUACUAUUCGUAUCAGUUAUAAUUAUUACAUCCUUGGGUGGAAAAAUGGAAUGUUUCGAUCAGGUGAUCUCAGCUGUGUUUGAUGAUAGUUUUUCUACUUGUAGGACUGUACAAUGCCCUUUCCACAGGGUGGUGACUAAUUGGUUAAACAAGACCAAUUGUUUGCAUUGCAAACUCAAUAUCGCAAUUUAAGGUUACCUCCGCUUUGUAAUCUGUUUUCAUAAGGUCUUUAAGACUGUUUCACAUAAACCCUCUUCGCCUUGCGGAUAAAUGCGUUCGUCAAUUACUUUUUUCUGGGCUGGUAACAAAUUCAAAUGAAGGAACUUUAAACAGCUGAUUGCUAAGAAGCCUCAGUGAGUCAAUAGUGAGACGCACAUUUUUUUUUUUAUCAGAAAAGCAGUUUAUGUCACCAAUAAAUUUUCAUUAAGCACACUA
This is a messenger RNA of Ceratitis capitata (Mediterranean fruit fly), 1859 nucleotides long. RefSeq names its product cleavage and polyadenylation specificity factor subunit 4 (gene Clp). The transcript has 4 exons. The record is from RefSeq and is a predicted model, not a curated record. The coding region runs from base 263 to 1138 and encodes 291 amino acids. Lineage: Eukaryota; Metazoa; Arthropoda; Insecta; Diptera; Tephritidae. Gene Ontology annotation, molecular function: zinc ion binding; RNA binding.